Molecule: messenger RNA, 4364 nt
Organism: Talpa occidentalis (Iberian mole)
Lineage: Eukaryota; Metazoa; Chordata; Mammalia; Eulipotyphla; Talpidae
Gene: ABLIM3
Product: actin binding LIM protein family member 3
Exons: 24
Coding region: 227-2278 (683 amino acids)
Biological process (GO): cilium assembly; cytoskeleton organization; lamellipodium assembly
Cellular component (GO): stress fiber; actin cytoskeleton
Molecular function (GO): actin filament binding
Source: RefSeq, a predicted model, not a curated record
GAGCCCGCAUCAUGGAUGUCGAGCUCUCCCAUUUCGCGUUGCUCGCCUGGGCAUUCGAGACCCCAGCCGAGGGCCAGGAUUCAUGAACCGGUCGCCGGGGCCCGGGCAGGGGCCUCUGGCUCCCAGCGCUGGCCGAGAGGUGAUGAGUGAGGUCAGAAGAUCAGAAGAUUUCAAAAGCCACGGGGGCCUCCGUAUUGAAUGAAAGACCCAGUGCAAAGGCAUCGCCAUGAACACGAGCAUUCCUUAUCAGCAGAAUCCAUACAAUCCCCGGGGCAGCUCCAAUGUCAUCCAGUGCUACCGGUGUGGAGACACCUGCAAAGGGGAAGUGGUGCGUGUCCACAAUAACCACUUCCACAUCAGAUGCUUCACCUGCCAAGUGUGUGGCUGUGGCCUGGCCCAGUCAGGCUUCUUCUUCAAGAACCAGGAGUACAUCUGCACCCAGGACUACCAGCAACUCUAUGGCACCCGCUGCGACAGCUGCCGGGACUUCAUUACGGGCGAGGUCAUCUCUGCCCUGGGCCGCACCUACCACCCCAAGUGCUUCGUGUGCAGCUUGUGCAGGAAGCCUUUCCCCAUUGGAGACAAGGUGACUUUCAGCGGGAAGGAAUGUGUGUGUCAGACGUGCUCCCAGUCCAUGACCAGCAGUAAGCCCAUCAAGAUCCGAGGACCAAGCCACUGUGCGGGGUGCAAGGAGGAGAUCAAGCACGGCCAGUCACUCCUGGCGCUGGACAAGCAGUGGCAUGUGAGCUGCUUCAAAUGCCAGACCUGCAGCGUCAUCCUCACCGGGGAGUACAUCAGCAAGGAUGGCGUUCCAUACUGCGAGUCCGACUACCACUCCCAGUUCGGCAUUAAGUGCGAGACUUGUGACCGGUAUAUCAGCGGCCGAGUCUUAGAGGCAGGAGGAAAACACUACCACCCAACCUGUGCCAGAUGUGUCCGCUGCCACCAGAUGUUCACUGAAGGGGAGGAGAUGUACCUCACAGGUUCUGAGGUUUGGCACCCCAUCUGCAAACAGGCAGCCCGGGCAGAGAAGAAAUUGAAGCACAGGCGGACGUCUGAAACUUCCAUCUCACCCCCCGGAUCCAGCAUCGGGUCUCCCAACCGAGUCAUCUGCGCUAAGGUGGAUAACGAGAUUCUAAAUUACAAAGACCUGGCAGCUCUCCCCAAGGUCAAGUCCAUCUACGAGGUACAACGCCCAGACCUCAUUUCCUACGAGCCUCGUUCCAGAUACACGUCUGACGAGACGCUGGAGAGAUGUGGCUAUGGAGAGUCGCUGGGAACGUUAUCUCCCUACUCCCAGGACAUCUAUGAGAACCUGGACCUCCGGCAGAGACGGGCCUCCAGUCCCGGAUACAUCGACUCCCCUACAUAUAGCCGGCAGGGCAUGUCCCCAACCUUCUCCCGCUCACCUCACCACUACUACCGCUCUGGGCCCGAGAGUGGCCGGAGCUCUCCAUACCAUAGCCAGUUAGAUGUCAGGUCCUCUACUCCAACCUCUUACCAGGCUCCCAAGCACUUUCACAUCCCAGCUGGAGAAAGUAACAUCUACCGGAAACCCCCGAUCUACAAACGGCAUGGUGACUUGUCAACCACCACCAAGAGCAAAACAAGUGAAGACAUUAGCCAGACCUCCAAAUACAGUCCGGCCUACUCCCCAGACCCCUACUAUGCCGCGGAAUCUGAAUACUGGACCUACCAUGGGUCCCCCAAAGUGCCCCGAGCCAGAAGGUUCUCAUCUGGAGGAGAGGAAGACGAUUUUGACCGCAGCAUGCAUAAGCUCCAGAGCGGAAUUGGCCGGCUGAUCCUGAAGGAGGAGAUGAAGGCCCGGUCCAGCUCCUAUGCGGAUCCCUGGACCCCGCCCCGGAGCUCCACCAGCAGCCGGGAGGCCUUGCACACAGCUGGCUAUGAGAUGUCCCUCAAUGGCUCCCCGCGGUCCCACUACCUGGCUGACAGCGACCCCCUCAUCUCCAAAUCUGCCUCCCUGCCUGCCUACAGAAGAAAUGGGCUGCACCGGACGCCCAGCGCAGACCUCUUCCACUACGACAGCAUGAACGCCGUCAACUGGGGCAUGCGAGAAUACAAGAUCUACCCUUAUGAACUGCUGCUGGUGACCACAAGAGGCCGGAAUCGGCUGCCCAAGGAUGUGGACCGGACCCGCUUAGAGCGCCACCUGUCCCAGGAAGAGUUCUACCAAGUCUUUGGCAUGACCAUCUCCGAGUUUGACCGGCUGGCCCUCUGGAAGAGGAAUGAACUGAAGAAGCAAGCCCGGCUGUUCUAGGCAGAGGCUCUAUAAAUAUAUAUGCACUUAUAUAAAGAUAUAUGUAAAAUCUCUAUACUGAAGCUCGGUAUAAUCCUCUCUUGUGUAAUGGGACUCACUGCCUGCCAUGAGACUUGCUUUUCUGUACUGCCAGGCCAGCCCACGUCAUCGAGGUAUUUUUAUGCUCCUUUCUCUCUCUUUUCUAAGUGCUUUGGGGUUCGGGAAAGGAUUUGAGGGGACUCCCAUUCUUUGACCAGGGAGCCUUUUUAUACCGAAACAUCUGUCCCAACUUGAGUCCCCCAAGGUCCAACUCUCUUUCCUAAAGGAGGUGCCUGACGAAGUCUCCCUUCUCUCUGUGUCACGAUGCUUUUCCCUGGUCUCCAGGGCAGAUGGUGACCCCACAGUUGUCACACCUGCUAGCCCCUGAGGAGCCCUCCCAGGGGAGAAUCCACAGCCACCUCUGAAGUCACCAGGCACCUUUGAGAGCCCAUGAAGGAUUUUCUCAUCACUUCUCACUAGGGGGUGGGUAUUCCCUGGGAGGGUCUCAGCUAGGAGGGUGCCCCCAGAUCUCCUCAUUUGAACAGGACCCAGAAGUGGGUGGGGCCUGGCCUCUCUGUAGCCCUUUCAUCUUCCUUCCCUUGACCCCAACCUCUCCCUGGCCCAAAGCUAAGACUUGUGGUAGGAGAAGAAAAGGCACUUCCUUUCCCUGCACCACUCCAGCUGGCCCCUUUGGACGUGGAGAACCAGAGUGACGGGGCGGGCGCUGAGAAGAGGAGAGGGGACACCUGGUUGAAUGCAGCUGCAGGACCCUGAGACCCUCCUCCCCCUCGCCACCCCAGCACCUCCUGACCUUCCCCUUUGGAGGUGCGGCCCCUGGGGGCAGCCUGUAUUCUUCAGCCUUACUACAAUCUAUGUGCCUGACACUCAACACACCACAGGGCUAACGUGGCCACAGCUCCGACCCGACAGCUAGACAGCCACCUCUGACCACACACCUGAAGGUAACCUGGACCACACCCCCAAGAAAGUCCUCAGCCCACCGCUGGUCUCUAGGCUAGCAGGGCGACUGCCAGACCCCCCAGUCCUGGACUCCAGCUGCAAACUUGGCCGGGGCUCAUGGGGGAGAUUUCCGGAAGAAUGGCUGCUCACGAGAUUCCAAAAUGAAGCAUUGACCAGCACCGCUCCUGGUCAGCCUGGAUUUCCCCCAGUGACUGCCUUUCUUGCCUCCUUGCCUUCUGGGGCAGGGGUGAAAUCUUAACCAUCUCCCCUCCCACACCUUCGACCCCGAGUUGGUGAUGUCUGGUGGGGUCUGUUUCUUCUUGGCGAUACCUUGAGUUGGACUGUUUUGAAGACUGGAGGAAGGAUGAAGUAGAAUGACAGCUGAGACUCUCAGGGGCUUGUGAUGGGACUUGUCCAGAGUGGUACCGACUUCAAUUCAACAAAACCUCACUGAGCACCUGCUGAUGCUGAGCACCUGCUGUAGACUGAGCACAGGCAUGCUGGGAUGGUCCACAUGCACCAGUCUGGGGGACAUAGCUGCAGUGAUGGGUCUCAUAAGGCAGGACUCAAACAUGGUGGUUGUAAGGCAGGAAGUGCUGGGAGUGGGCAUGGGAACGUGAGUGACGUGACUGAGAAGGCAGGUGCAGCAGGUGCAGCAGGUGCAGCUCAAGAGAAGCUUUCUCAAAGAGAUGGCGUUUGAGCAAAGUUCAGGAAGGAUCUUUGUAAACAGGGAGGAGACUGUAGUUGAAAGGAUGAAAGGAUAAGGGGCCAAGAGGGGGGUGUAAUAUACUGUCAUUUAAAAUGUCCGCCCUCUCUGCAUCUUUUUUUUUUUUUUUUUUUUUUUUGGCCAAGGUCUUUCAAUUUUCCUGACCCUUUAGAAUGUCCCCAGCCAGACCAAUCACUGACACUGCCUCAUUAUCACUGGUUGAGAACUUGGUGAAAUUGAAGGGCUUUUGUUAUUGUUGUUGGAUAUUUUUGUUUCCCAUAAAAGCACAUAAUUUUAAGCCAGUCCUGUGUCCUUCUGUCAUUUCUAGCGUGUGUAGAAGUGCGUGGCUUGGGAAGAGGCUGAAUCACACACGUUAUUUCGAAAUAAAAAGAGUCUGGAAAG